UACUCCUUCUGCAUGAUUAAUAAAAUCGAAGAGAUUGUGACGGAGGGAGAACAACCUCAAACGGCACGCAAUUAUCGAGCGCCAUUCAAAACUCAGGAUGAACGUUAUCGCACCUCAUCCAUCCGACUCAGCUACAACGUUAUAACCGAAACGGAUGGACUAAUUAACGUACUGUACAAAAUAUUGGAUGGUGGUCCACUAGGACUCUGUUGGUUGGACAUCUCUUUCAAUACAAUCACAAAGCUGGAUGAGGACAGCUUAUCACAACUUCCAAAUCUCAAAAUACUCUAUUUGCAUGGGAAUUCCAUUGUUGACAUGACCGAAAUUCCAAAGCUCCAAGCAUUGGGGAGCCUGAAAACGCUGACCCUUCAUGGCAAUCCCUUGGAGGAGGAGGAAGGGUACCGGAUUGCAGUCAUUUUCUACAUGCCGUACCUCCUUCACUUGGACAUGGUGGGAGUGACGAAAGCAGAUCGAGCAAACUCUCAAAAUUUUGGUGCAAGGUAUGAGUCCUACUGGAAGAAGCGUCACGAAGAGUUUGAGGAGAGUUACAAGUCUCAGAAAAAAGCUGCUGAAAUCUCCUACACUGAGCGAGUGAUGAAGGCUGGAGAAGACUCGGAAGACGAGUUUGAUGACAAUAACAAUAAUACUCACAAUACGAAAGCAAAAAAAUAGAUCUAAGCAAAUAGAGUUUGACCCCUUUGACCAAGACAAUGUAUAUGUACUUCAAGACAGUAAUUAUUUAUUAAUACAAAUAUAUUGUAUACAUACACCAACAAACUUGUAUAGCGGAACAACGUAUUUUAAGAACUUUAAAAUCCAAGUAAUUAUACUAG
This is a messenger RNA of Folsomia candida, 833 nucleotides long. RefSeq names its product leucine-rich repeat-containing protein 51. Gene Ontology annotation, molecular function: protein binding. The transcript has 7 exons. NCBI's taxonomy places the organism in Eukaryota, Metazoa, Arthropoda, Collembola, Entomobryomorpha, Isotomidae. Bases 13 to 672 code for a protein of 219 amino acids. The record is from RefSeq and is a predicted model, not a curated record.